AAGAACUAAAAUGUUAAAUUAAAAAUACAAGUUUUAAUUUUUAAUGUUAUAAAGUGCAUUUUAUCAUCAUGUUUUUAUUUUACCUAGAAAUCUUUUUUACAGUAUGUAGUUUUUUUAUGGUGUGUUUAAUAGUAUUCUCUUAAAUUUUAUCGUAAUAGUCAAUUUAUAAAAGGUACUUAAGAGAUAUUUCGAAUUAAAAACAUUUUGCAGCAUUUUUUUUAUUAUAUACAUAUAUACCACCAAUUAAUAAAAUUUUUAAAGACGAAUAAAGAUCAUAAGCACAUUUUUCUUAAAAAGAAAAAUUGGAAUAAAUCCGUUAAUUUAAAUAAUAUGUAAUGUAUAAGAAAAAACUCCACAAAUCUUAUAAAUCCUCAUUUCAGCUAUUAUCUGUCUGCUGCGAAAUAGUAUUAAAUAUAAUUUACGAAUUUUAUUACUUUUAUAGUAUUCACUAAAAAGCUAAAUAAAUAAUUAUCGUAACUAUUUUUACAACUUCAGUUUCUUAUAUAAAUUCCGACUGUCAUGUACAUAUUAUGAAGUGCACACGAUUGUCACAGAUUUUUGUCACGUAUUCAUUUAAAUUACAGAUGGGCAAAGCACCGGGUUUAAACCCGGUGCUUUGGUAAAAACCCAAUAAACACCCAUAAACUCCCAUAAUCACCCAAAAAAAUAGGUUUUUACGUAUUUUUUUGAAAAUAUGUAAGUAAUACCAAUAAAUUAUUUUUAUAAAUUGUAUUGAUCAAUUCUACAAUAUUAAAUAAAACGUUAACUAAUAAUAUUUCAGGAAAUUUUAAAAAUCUAUAUAUAAUAAAAUGAAAGUAAUUAAUUUUCAGUGUUUUCAUGUUGCAGUUGAUCAACAUGUUGGCCUUUUGCUUCCCGUAGAUACUUUAAAAUUUCUUCAUAACACCUCGUUCGCACACAUGGCCGUAUAUAUUUAAAUUCUUGAGCCACUAACAGUCCGAAAUACUCAUUUCUUUUAUCCUCUUCUCCAUAAAUUAAGCAUUUAGAACAGUUUGUUUCUUCUUUCAGUAAAUUUUCUUUUACUUUAUCCUCGUUUUUUUCUUUGUUGCGACGACGCUGGGUAAAUCAUCUGGACACUGGGUCUCACUAUCGCCAAAUAUAUUUGGAGAUCGGCUUCGGCUACGGCUUGGCAGACAUUUUUUUCUUUCUACAAUUUUAAAUUAAAUUUAUUAGAAUAAAUGCUUCGAACACACGCGAUCUAAGUACCUUUUGUGUUUAUUAUACCUUACCUACCUAGGUAUAAAAAGAGUACUUACGUAGAUUUUCUUUUAUUAACUGUUUUAUACGAAGAUCUUGAUCUCUCAAAUUAGCAUCCAUUUUACUUCCAGUGAUUAUCAACUAAAUUAAUAAUCCACAAAGUAUUAAAUAACGUUUUUAUGAAAUAUUUAGCACAAAAACAAUACCCUUUAAAUAUCGAUCGUCAGUAACUGUGGCUGACUUACCUAUAUUCUAGCAAGCAGGACUGCCAGAUGUGAAGGGGAAAUCCCCAAUAAAUUGUUGCAUGUGACUGAUGAUGUGAGCAUGUUCGUUUCAUAAUAAAAAUGUUGCCAGGUAACCAAAAAGUCGUAUGUUUUUGUGCGAAUUACGAUCAUAAUCUUUACGAUCGUACAUUAAAAAAUAGACAAAUAAUAGUAUGAGUACGAUUUAAAUCGUAUAUCUGUCAACCCUGCUAGCAAGACAGCGACAAAAUCACGUUGCAUAACAAUGUAGCCCAAGCUUAUAUCUUAUGAAAUAUACGGAAGAGAUACGGACUUAGAAAAAACAGAAAUGUUGUUCUUUGUGGAAGUCAUUGAUGAAAUUCUAUGUAUUUUAGCCCGCAAACUUUCUUCAAACAAAAACAGCGCCAUCUAGUAUCGAGUUCUGUAAUUAUCUCUUUGUUUAUGGAUUUGAAGUAAGACCGCCACGCAUGCAAUACAUUAUGACUGGGGAUUCCCCUAUUCGUCGACGCUGAAUAUGAGGCGACGACAAUCACUGUCAAACGUGUUCACUAUUACUCUGACUCUGGUAACGUGACUUCCUGGUAACGUGUUAGGUAGGAAAAGCAGUAAAAAAGUGCAUAUUAAGGGAGCAGAUUUGAAAUAAUAUUUAUACUUAACAAGAAAUAAUUAAAGGUUCAAUGGGGAGACCUAAAGAUUUACGCAUAUGGGAGCACUACCGUACUUUACCAAACAAGUCUGUUUCUUGCAAGCUUUGUAAUAAGGUCUACAAAUUCAGUAAUGCUGCCAAAAUGCUUCAACAUCUUAUCACUUGUCCAAAAUCUCCAGAAACAUUAAAAGACUCUAUGAAACUUAUAAAAGAUAGCUCGUCCAAAACCAAAAUGUCUGGACUGUCAGAGAUAGAGACAAAUGAUUCUUUUAUAAGCCCCUCGUCGUCUGCUAACACUACAAUAAAUGCUGAGUUUCAAGACACCGAUGAUCAUAUAAAAACAGAAUUAGCGAGAGCUAUAUUUGUAACAGGGACGCCAUUAUCGAUGGUGCAACAUCCUUUAUGGAUACAAUUUUUCGAAAAAUUGCAACCAAAAUUUAAAAUACUUUCACGUAAAGCUUUAGCGACAAAAUACUUAGAUAAAAUAUAUAGAGAAAUGCGUUUUGAGUUAAAUGAGGAACUAAAUGCUUGUAGUUACUUACACCUUCAGUGCGAUGGCUGGUCUAAUUUAAGAAAUGAAGGAAUAAUAAACUUUCUUAUAUCAAAACCUCAACCUGCAUACGUUAAAAGUUUGAAUACAGAAAGUAAUCCUCACACUAGUGAAUACCUUAGCCAAGAAGUUGAAAAAGUAAUGAAAGUGUAUGGAGCAAAUAAGUUUCUUGUACUUAUUGGCGAUAACGCUAGAAAUAUACAAAAGGCAUUCGAAUUAACAAAACUCAAAUAUCCACAUGUUGUUCCUCUCGGUUGCUGUGCACAUAUCCUUAACUUGUUGUGCCAAGAUAUUGUAAAGAUACAAGAAGUAACUGUGUUUAUUAUGCAAGCCAUAAAUAUAAUAAAAACUGUUAAAAGGAGUCAACGAUUAAGUUCCUUGUUGAUAAAAUCAAGGCAGGGUGAAGAUUCUACACAAACACUAAAAUUGCCUUGUGCUACAAGAUGGGGAAGUCAUGUUACUUCGUUAAAAAGUUUGAAAGCAAAUAAGAUAGCUUUGCAAAUAUUAACAGUUAGAGAAGAUGUGGUAAUUUCAAGAGAUAUUAAAGAUUUAAUUCUAAUUGAUGAUUUCUGGACGAAGACAGGGGAAUGUAUAAGUAUUUUGGAACCAGUCACUGAAAGCAUAUUUUACUUAGAGAGCGACCAGAAUCGUUUAGACAUACAUUACAUUUAGAGAUGUACAAGCUAAGAUACGUUUUGCAUUAAAUGAGAUUUCGACAUUGAGCGAAGAAAGCAAACAGCAGAUUCUAACAUCAGUAUCUUCAAGAUGCAAUAUGGCAAUGAGGCCAAUACAUUUUGCAGCAUAUAUUCUAGACCCCAGGACUCUAGGAGUCGAACUUACUCAAGAGGAAGAACUUAAGGGUAUGGAGUUUAUCUACAAUUUAAGCCAACACUUAAGUUUGUCAAAUGUAAUGGCAGAUUUGGCGUGUUAUAAAGCUAAAGAAAACUUUUGGGCCAGAGGAUUUGUAUGGAGCUCAUUAGAUAGCAUUGAGCCCCUAAUAUGGUGGAAAGGUAUUUGUGGUUCCACUGAGUUAAGCAAAGUAGCGAUUCGUAUUCUAUCAGCUCCCUGUACUUCGGCAGCCACUGAGCGUUCCUUUAGUAUCCAAGGCUACAUACAUAAUAACAAAAGAAAUCGACUUACAACUGAAAGAACUGAAAAAAUUUCAUUCAUUUGUUAUAACUGGAAUCUUAAACAUAAAGCUGAAUGCGAGGACAUUCAGUUUAAUGAAGAAAAUACCUUAGAAGCUUUCAUUGAGCAAGUAAAUGAACAUAACAGUUUAGACGAAAUAGAGCCUAUCGAACCUAUACAAUUCAUCGCUUGUAAUAACUCUGAAUCUGACAGUGAUUGACUGUAGUUUUACAUUUUACUUUCAUCUCUUUCUUAAUAAACUCAAAAUCAAAUUAAAAGUUUUUUAUUCUGUAGGCUGCAUAAUAAUAUUGUCUAUGUCCAGUAUAGUGGACGUCUUGCGGCUGAGAUGACGAUGAUGAAGUACAAAAUCAUAAACACCCAAAAAUUUGGGUGUUUAUGGGGUUUAAACCCAAUAAACCCAAAACACCCGGUUUUUACCCACCAGACUUUAAACCCACCCAGGUGGAUUGCCCAUCUCUAAUUUAAAUAUUUAUCAAUACGUAAGAAUGUUAGGAUUGUUCCUUUAAAUUGCAUACUCUUUUGUUGAGCAAUAUUUUAUAAAUAUACAUGCUACACUAUUUUCUGCCUAUGAUUACAGUAAAGUUACUCUGUGUUUUGUCAAUGUCAGUCAUAGAUUAAAAAUAGAAUCCUUCGCUUUAUCUUUGGCAUUUCUGUACUCUUUGGUUUGUUUUGUUUUGAUUUUAGAUUUUCAAUUGUCAUUUCAUUUUGCUCGUUUCUACACUUUAUCGUGUUUUAUUAUCAUUGUUUUGCCGUUAAUAAACAGUAGUAGAG
Molecule: messenger RNA, 4573 nt
Organism: Galleria mellonella (greater wax moth)
Lineage: Eukaryota; Metazoa; Arthropoda; Insecta; Lepidoptera; Pyralidae
Exons: 2
Coding region: 2135-3325 (396 amino acids)
Molecular function (GO): DNA binding
Source: RefSeq, a predicted model, not a curated record